This is a messenger RNA of Drosophila hydei, 1500 nucleotides long. RefSeq names its product tenascin. The record is from RefSeq and is a predicted model, not a curated record. NCBI's taxonomy places the organism in Eukaryota, Metazoa, Arthropoda, Insecta, Diptera, Drosophilidae. Bases 76 to 1443 code for a protein of 455 amino acids. The transcript has 3 exons.
CGCCAGAUCAGGCAGUGCUUCGCAUCGCACAAGAGGAAACGAGAAAAUCAGAGCGAGGAAGCCAGAAGAGAAACAAUGCCUUCGACCAGGCUGCUGCGCACUGUCGCCCUGCAGGCAUGCCUGCUGUUGAUCUAUAUUUGCCUGCUGCAGGCGAUCGAGCUGCAGCUGCACGAACAACAGCUGCAGCAGCAACUGCUCGAUGAGCAGCUUCGACUGCACCAGCAGCAACAGUUGCUGAAGCAACAGCGCGAACAGCAGCUGCAACAGCGCCGCUACUCCUCGACCACAUCGACGCGCAAGCCCUACAUCAUACCGCAGGGCCUGUCGCUGCCCCAGCGAGGCGUUUAUCCAGACAAAUGUUACCGGGAAGUGCCAGCUGUUUUCUUUCAGUACGAUAAGGAACUGAAGAUCGUUGGCAACAGCUCGACUAAUCCGUACUUCAAUGUCAUCGAGGUCUGCUGCAAGGGCUGGCGGCGCUACGAGUACGAUUGGUCGCGAUGUGUUCCGGAUUGCGGAGACCGUUGCAAGGAGAAUGGCUUCUGCUUGCCCGGCGGCAAGUGUCAGUGCUUCUCGGACUUCGUGCUCAACUAUCGGAAUGAGUGCGUGGCCACCUGCCCGCUGGGCUGUCCGCAUGGCCAGUGCUAUUUGAAUGGCACCUGUCGCUGUGAGCCCGGCUUCGAGCUGGAUGGCUCGAAGCGCUUCUGUCAGCCACAGUGCAACACCACCUGCGGCCACAACGAGCUGUGCCUGGAGCCGGGCAAAUGCGUCUGCGCCGAGGGCUAUGCCCGCGGUCUAAGGGAGUCCAAUGCCCUGGGCUGCCAGCCCAUGUGCAUACCCGACUGUGGCUAUGGUCAUUGUGUGGCUCCCAAUCAGUGCGAGUGCUUUCCAGGCUAUCAGAAGCGCAUGAAUCGCAGCUCCUGUGAAAUCAAUUGCUAUAUGCGCUGUGAGAACGGCUUCUGUGCGAAUCAAACGACAUGCGUGUGCCAGAACGGAUACCGUUACGAUCACAAUACAACCAGCUGCUUGCCGGACUGUGGGGACGAGUGUCGCAAUGGCGUCUGCGUUUCACCGGGAAAUUGCCGCUGCUUCAAUGGCUAUGUGCGAAAUCGCGAGAGAUGCGAUGCGGUGUGUGAACGCGGCUGUGGCUUCUAUGGCCGUUGCAUAGCGCCAAAUGUUUGCGGCUGCGGCAUAGUUGUGGGCGCCGAGGAGAGCUAUCAACGUUGCGAGAAUGGCUAUUGCAAUGCGGAAGGUCAUUGUCGUUGCCUAGAGGGCAAGACGCGGUUCAUAGACAAAUGCAUGUCGCCGGAUACGGUGACCACCUACGCCUCCAUCAAUCCGUUGCGAGUGAAUGCCUCUCUGAUGCACGAGUUUCAACUGCUGCUGGGCAGACACUUUAUACUGGGCUCCGCAGGCAUGCUUGAGGCAAACAGAUGGUGGGACUAGCUGACUAGCCAUAUAUAAAUAUACAUAUAUAUAUACUAAAAUAAUAUAUACUAUCUC